AUGCCACCGCGCGACACGUCCUCCUGGCAGCGGGUGCGGCCAGAACUGAUCCCCCGCGCCCCCAAACCCCUCGAGACGCACGAUCGCACCCCAGCCCUAGGCUCAGGCGGCCUCCCCCAGGCGAUGAGCCGCAGCCUUAGGCGUCGACCUAGGCGUGACCGCGCUUCUACGGCCUGUGAGACGUGCCGCAUCAAGAAGGUCAAAUGCAACGAAGGCCGGCCGGUGUGUGCCUUCUGCCAGAAGCAUGGCAUCCGAUGCGUCUAUUCUCAGUCCACCACUGUCAGGCCAGCCUCAACCCCGACUGCGUCCCUCUUGCUGGAGCGCAUCGCGGCCCUCGAAAACCGAGUUGACUCUCUCGCGAGUCAAAGGACGUGUCCAGUCUCUACCACUGGCAGUCCUCACGAUCCUGAUCCCUCUUUCUACUCGGCCCUGUCCAGCUCAACCACAGCCACCUCGUUGGGCGUGUUGCCUCAGGAGCCGCUCUCGACCCCGUUCACACUUGAGGCCGCCUCUGCCGAAGAUCACCACAGCAUUGUUCCCCCUGACAAUGGACUUGUCGGCAUCGAGACGUUUUCAUAUGGCGUGGCUGACCACCGGGGUCGAUCAAGUGUCGAGCCCGAGUCAGGACAUGUGGGUGAAGGUGAUAUUGACCCGGCUGCAAUUCAUGCCCUCGUCGACCAAUUUCUGGACCUCGUGUGCCCGCUCUUCCCCAUCAUUUGCGACGUGGUCUUGUGCGAGAUCACUUCGACAGUGGCGGCCAAUGGGUUCACCGAUGACCUCCCCUCGUGCAUGACCCUUCUCGUCAUGUCGCUGGCAAAGGCGUACGCUACACCCCACAUCACGGUAGAAGAUUUGGCCAUCUUCGUCAAGGCAGUGCAGCUUUUGAGCGUCUUGCCGCUUCAAUUGACAUUGGAGUUCGCCCAAAGUCAGGUUCUGUGCGCGCUCUUCCUCCUGAAGAGGCACCAGCUUCUCGACUGCUGGCACUGGCUCCACGACGGCUGCAACACGCUGUAUGCCAUGAUCAAACAGGACGAGGCACGGAAGAUGUCGAGGCCGCCCGACGAGAAGAACACCAUUCUUCGCAUGUACUGGAUCUGCUUCAACUUGGAUCGAGACGUCACAAGCGAACUCGAGAUUCUUCCUCGGAGCCACCUGGGCGAGCUGGAGAACCACCUGCCUCUUCCCAUUGGGUGUGACGAGUCCUCGUUGAGCCACCUGCAGAAGCACGCCCGCAUUAUCUACAUGUUCUUCCUCGCCGAGACAUCGCUCAAGGCCAUCCUGGCGCGCAUUAUGUCCAUGUCCGCGUCAUGUGAGGCCAAGUUCCCUCAGGAGACUCGAGCCGCCAUGCUGGCCACGUCGCCCAUUGUGCUGGAGCUCAAGAACCAACUGGUCAUCUGGGAGCACAACCUGCCCCUGUCCCUGGGCUGGUCGUGCGACCCCGUCAGGGAUGCCAGUGCCGGCUCGGCCCUCGCCACGCGGCUGAGGCUGGUUUAUUGGUUGGCACGGUUCCAUCUAGCCAGACCGCUGGUCGUGCACAUGAUGGACAAUCUCGGAUCUCAAUUCAGCCUUGAGGUGUGGACCGCGCUGACCGCCGGCUUGUCGGCCGGAUACACGCUGCUGAGAGUGUUGUGGUGGGAAGAAAAGCACAUUGACACCAUCACCGUGAUGGGCAAGAGGUAA
This is a messenger RNA of Capronia epimyces CBS 606.96, 1680 nucleotides long. RefSeq lists its product as uncharacterized. The transcript has 5 exons. Bases 1 to 1680 code for a protein of 559 amino acids. Lineage: Eukaryota; Fungi; Ascomycota; Eurotiomycetes; Chaetothyriales; Herpotrichiellaceae. Gene Ontology annotation, molecular function: zinc ion binding; DNA-binding transcription factor activity, RNA polymerase II-specific. The record is from RefSeq and is a predicted model, not a curated record. Gene Ontology annotation, biological process: regulation of DNA-templated transcription.